GCCUCUCCUCGCCAUGGCGCCCACGCUGGCCACUGCCCAUCGGCGCCGCUGGUGGAUGGCCUGCACGGCCGUGCUGGAAAACCUCCUCUUCUCGGCAGUCCUCCUGGGCUGGGGCUCGCUGCUCAUCAUGCUCAAGUCGGAGGGUUUUUACUCCUACCUGUGUACUGAGCCAGAGAACGUCACCAAUGGCACAGUGCGGGGCACAACAGAGCCGGAACACGAGGAGGUGAGCCGAAUGAAUGGCUGGCUCAGCUGCAAGGCCCAGGAUGAGAUGCUAAACUUGGCCUUCACCGUGGGCUCCUUCCUGCUCAGUGCCAUCACCCUGCCUCUGGGCAUCGUCAUGGACAAGUACGGCCCCAGGAAGCUCAGGCUGCUGGGCAGUGCCUGCUUUGCUGUCUCCUGCUUGCUGAUUGCAUAUGGAGCAAGUAACCCAAACUCCCUCUCUGUGCUCAUCUUCAUCGCCCUGGCUCUGAAUGGCUUUGGCGGGAUGUGCAUGACAUUCACCUCAUUAACACUGCCCAACAUGUUCGGUGACCUUCGGUCCACGUUUAUUGCCUUGAUGAUCGGAUCCUACGCCUCCUCAGCAGUCACCUUUCCAGGAGUCAAGGUCAUCUACGACUUCGGUGCCUCCUUCAUCGUCAUCCUCGUGGUCUGGGCCGGCUGCUCCGGGCUGGUUUUCCUCAACUGCUUCUUUAACUGGCCCCUGGAGCCCUUCCCGGGCCCGGAGGACAUGGACUACACGGUGAAGAUCAAGUUCAGCUGGCUGGGCUUUGACCACAAGAUCACUGGGAAGCAGUUCUACAAGCAGGUGACCACGGUCGGGCGCCGCCUCAGCGUGGGCAGCUCCAUGCGGAGCGCCAAGGAGCAGGCGGCACUGCAGGAGGGCCACAAGCUGUGCCUGUCCACCGUCGACCUGGAGGUCAAGUGCCAGCCCGAUGCCGCAGCGGCCCCCUCGUUCAUGCAGAGCGUGUUCAGCCCCACCCUGCUGCUCAGCCUGGUCACCAUGUGCGUCACUCAGCUGCGCCUCAUCUUCUACAUGGGCGCCAUGAACAACAUCCUCCAGUUCCUGGUCAGCGGUGACCAGGACGUAGUGGGCCUCUACACCUCCAUCUUCGGUGUUCUCCAGCUGCUCUGCCUGCUGACAGCCCCCGUCAUCGGCUACAUCAUGGACUGGAGGCUGAAGGAGUGUGAGGACGCCCCUGAGGAGCCCGAGGAGAAAGACGCCAACCAAGGUGAGAAGAAGAAGCGGGACAGGCAGAUCCAGAAGAUCACCAACGCCAUGCGGGCCUUCGCCUUCACAAACCUGCUGCUCGUGGGCUUCGGGGUGACCUGCCUCAUUCCCAACCUGCCUCUACAGAUCCUCUCCUUCAUCCUGCACACGAUUGUGCGAGGAUUCAUCCACUCCGCCGUCGGGGGCCUGUAUGCCGCUGUGUACCCCUCCACGCAGUUUGGCAGCCUCACGGGCCUGCAGUCCCUGAUCAGUGCACUCUUCGCUCUCCUGCAGCAGCCCCUGUUUCUGGCUAUGAUGGGUCCCCUCCAAGGAGACCCUCUGUGGGUGAACGUGGGGCUGCUUGUCCUGAGCAUGCUGGGCUUCUGCCUUCCCCUCUACCUCAUCUGGUACCGGCGCCAGCUGGAGAGGCAGCUGCAGCAGAAGAGGGAGGACGACAAGCUUUUCCUCAAGCUCAACGGCUCGUCCAACCGGGAGGCUUUUGUGUAGCGCCCACUGCCUCAGAACUGUGGCGUCCCGCCCUCGCUUCAGUGACUCAGCGGUGUCCUCCCCACCCCAGAGGACCUCCACGCACCCCUAGGAUCCUGUCCUUCACCAUGUCGGAGUCCUCGCUCCCUCCCAGGGCCCUGGUCCUGCCUCGGAGCUCUGCGGUGGAAGGAUGGGAGAGGGCCCGGUCAGGCGCUUCUCCUGCUGGAAGCAGAGGCGCUCUGGACUUGGCUGAGCCCCCCUGGAGGGGCCCUGGAGCCUCGGGGCUCCGUGGUGCCUGCAGGAGCAGCCAGGAGGACCCCGGGCAGGAGGCAGGCCCUCUCCCCUCAGUGUGUCGGGAUUCCACCUCUUGCCAAAGCAGAGGAGUCUGCCGUCUACUGCCCACCGCCUGCCCCUCGGCUGCAUGUCCACCAACCACGCCUGCUGAGGACAAAGGCUUGCACCGUCUGUACCCGCCUUGCCUGGCCCCUCACCUCCUCCCCCGGCCAGUCUGAGCUGCCUGAGGAAGGAAGGACCCGCUUCCUGUUGUUGGUGCUAACUCCUUUGUGAUUCCAGCCCCCUGUGGCCUGUCCUCCUGUUCGAGGCCAGUGGAGAAGGCCCCCUGGCUUAAAGCCUGGGGAGGGGAUGGAGGGCUGGAUGGUCACAUGUGGCUCAGGAGCUGUGGUCAAGGCCGGGCAGCAGUCCCUUCCCUCCUCCCUGAGGGCCUGAGCCGGGGGCACGUUUCCAAUGCCACCCUCUGUCCAGUCUGUGACCUGAAGGGAAUUAAAGGGGCACCAAACACACGCGUGAGCA
Kogia breviceps (pygmy sperm whale) is the source of this 2506-nucleotide messenger RNA. RefSeq names its product solute carrier family 43 member 2 (gene SLC43A2). The record is from RefSeq and is a predicted model, not a curated record. NCBI's taxonomy places the organism in Eukaryota, Metazoa, Chordata, Mammalia, Artiodactyla, Physeteridae. Gene Ontology annotation, molecular function: neutral L-amino acid transmembrane transporter activity; L-amino acid transmembrane transporter activity. Gene Ontology annotation, biological process: neutral amino acid transport; transmembrane transport.